Messenger RNA from Plodia interpunctella (Indianmeal moth), 1714 nucleotides. RefSeq lists its product as uncharacterized. Lineage: Eukaryota; Metazoa; Arthropoda; Insecta; Lepidoptera; Pyralidae. The record is from RefSeq and is a predicted model, not a curated record. Gene Ontology annotation, molecular function: protein heterodimerization activity; structural constituent of chromatin; DNA binding. The transcript has 2 exons. Bases 74 to 1141 code for a protein of 355 amino acids. Gene Ontology annotation, cellular component: nucleosome.
UCAUUCGCGUUCGGUUGCUAAUCGAGUGAGGUCGUUCGUUCUCUGCAUUUGUUUUGCUUUGCAUUUGUUAGAAAUGGCUCGUACCAAGCAAACGGCCCGUAAAUCUACCGGUGGUAAGGCACCCAGGAAACAGCUAGCCACUAAGGCGGCUCGCAAGAGCGCCCCCGCCACCGGCGGUGUCAAGAAACCCCAUCGUUACAGGCCGGGAACUGUAGCACUCCGUGAGAUCCGUCGUUACCAGAAGAGUACUGAGCUCCUGAUCCGCAAGCUGCCCUUCCAGCGUCUCGUGCGUGAGAUCGCACAAGAUUUCAAGACCGAUCUUCGUUUCCAGAGUUCGGCCGUUAUGGCUCUUCAGGAGGCCAGCGAGGCGUACCUGGUAGGCCUCUUCGAAGACACCAAUCUGUGCGCGAUCCACGCCAAACGCGUCACCAUCAUGCCAAAGGACAUUCAGCUGGCGCGCAGGAUCAGGGGCGAGCGCGCUAAUUUCAUUAAAAUACCUAUGGUGCAUAUAUACGUAUGUAUUUAUUUAUUAUUAUUAUUAUUAUUUUCAUUUAAAACAACUAUUCACCCAUACCCAUCAUACCUAUUCAGUUCAGGCGCUCGCGGCACGUCCGAGCGGCGCGAUCUAUAUAAAGACACGCUCUCGAAAUUUUCGCCUCAUUCGCGUUCGGUUGCUAAUCGAGUGAGGUCGUUCGUUCUCUGCAUUUGUUUUGCUUUGCAUUUGUUAGAAAUGGCUCGUACCAAGCAAACGGCCCGUAAAUCUACCGGUGGUAAGGCACCCAGGAAACAGCUAGCCACUAAGGCGGCUCGCAAGAGCGCCCCCGCCACCGGCGGUGUCAAGAAACCCCAUCGUUACAGGCCGGGAACUGUAGCACUCCGUGAGAUCCGUCGUUACCAGAAGAGUACUGAGCUCCUGAUCCGCAAGCUGCCCUUCCAGCGUCUCGUGCGUGAGAUCGCACAAGAUUUCAAGACCGAUCUUCGUUUCCAGAGUUCGGCCGUUAUGGCUCUUCAGGAGGCCAGCGAGGCGUACCUGGUAGGCCUCUUCGAAGACACCAAUCUGUGCGCGAUCCACGCCAAACGCGUCACCAUCAUGCCAAAGGACAUUCAGCUGGCGCGCAGGAUCAGGGGCGAGCGCGCUUAGGCACCCAAAUAAUAUAAUACACAAAUUCAUCGUGAAUGUAUGUUGUGCGUGCGGUGUGGUGUUUACAUGGUGUUUGUUCGUGGUCUGCCGUCUGUCUUGCCGGCAGUCGGUGACCAGCGUAAGACACUAAAUAAUAAUAUUCCACCGUAUCGUUCAUCCAUACAACGGACGAACAAAAAGGCCCUUUUCAGGGCCGCACAUGAUUCUGAUAAUAUAAUUGUUUCUCUGUACACACUUUGCGAGUCUCUUCAACCGUUCACAUAACUGGUUAUAUAGGUACAUAUCCAUAGAUAGUAGCGUACAUAAUUUUCAAUUGCCUGACAUAGAUACAUACAUAUGUAAUUUUUUUCUUCUUAAAUUAGACGGCGCGUUUGUAUUUUGCACGCUGUCACUACAUAGGCCUACCAUACUACCAUUAAAAGUCAUGAUUUGAUUAGCAUAGAACAAAAUUAAAACUUGUACUCGAGCUGGAUACAUAGAAAAACAUCUGAAAAAGUCAAAAUUUAUAAAAUUGAUUCUAAAUAAAUUUAAAAGACGUCGUUUACAUUCGACGAGGAGUAGACACCGGAUAGA